Molecule: messenger RNA, 3644 nt
Organism: Scheffersomyces amazonensis
Lineage: Eukaryota; Fungi; Ascomycota; Pichiomycetes; Serinales; Debaryomycetaceae
Gene: MED14
Product: Med14p
Exons: 1
Coding region: 130-3600 (1156 amino acids)
Biological process (GO): regulation of transcription by RNA polymerase II
Cellular component (GO): mediator complex; core mediator complex
Molecular function (GO): transcription coregulator activity
Source: RefSeq, a predicted model, not a curated record
GUAAUAACGAUACUGUACUAAUAACUCCGUAAUACUACACUUACUAGACAUCUAUUAAAGUGAAGUGUACUGGGGCAUACGCCAACGUUCUGUAUUAUACUCCGCCUAGAGCCACUGAUAUUAACUAUCAUGACAGAUAUUGAGCCAGAAACCAAUGGGAACCACACUACAUCUAAUGGUGAUAAAUUAAAGACACCACCAGAAAUUCCUCAUAUUCUGAAUAAUAUAAUUCCUUUAUCGACCAUACUUAAAUUCUAUACUCAAGAAGCAUUCAAACAAUUAUCAACCGUAAUUGAAAAUUUAUCAUCCACUCAAGAAUCAGAAAAUGAUUCAGUAAGAAAGAAGAAAUUUCUUGAAACUAUUAUAUCUUUACGACAAGAUUUUGUAAAGAUAUAUACUUUAGUUAAAUGGUCAGCCAGUGCUAAAGAUGUUUCGAAAUUAAUUGAUUUAUUAAAUUGGUGUCGAAUGCAAGAAUUUCAUUUUGAUCAAUUAGGUAUUCAAUUAAAUGGAUUAACCGGAUUUAGUGGAGCUAAAUUACCAAAUUCAGAUAUUAUAACCAGUUUAGAAGUAUUUUUUAAACAUAGACCUCAAUUACCUUCAUAUAAUUAUAUUCCAAUUCAAAGAAUUAGUUCCGAAAAGACUCUUGAAGUGUUGGAAGAUUUAAAUUUAAUUUUAACUACAAGAUUAGCACUUAUUGAUAUACCGAAACGUUUAGAUAAUAAUUAUAUUAUUAAAGAUGGUAGAAUAUAUUUUUCAGUACCAAAUGAAUUUCAAGUAUCAAUAACAGUAGCUAAUGAUUUAAUAAUAGAUUCAAUUGAAGAUUAUUAUAAAUCCCCAUUUUAUUUUAUUGAUUUUAAAUUCUUAUUUGGUAUAAAUCCUGAAACUUCAUUAAUAACUCAUACUGAUAAUAAAAUUGUAACAAAAUUACCUAAAUCAUCUCAUGAAAAAUUAGAGAAAACUAUUAAUAAUGUGUUAUUAAAUCAAGGAUUAAGAGGAUUAUAUGAUGUACUUCAUAAAUAUUCAAUUUCAUUUAAAUUAUAUCUUAUAGCUAAACAAUUAAAAGAAUUAUUAAUUAAUACUCGAUGGAGAAAUAAUCUUCAAGUUAAUUAUCAAACAGGGAAAUCCUUAGUAAUUAUAAAUUAUUGGGCUACCCAUUUCUUAUCAAGAAAUUGGCGGUCAUUUAUUGAACUUGGAAUCGAUAAGAAAUAUAACUUAAACUUUCGAUGGUUUAAGAAUGGGAAAUAUAAUUUUAAUCAAGAAUUAAGUCAAACAUUGAGUGCUCAACUUAAGAAUUCUAAUUCUAGUUCUAAUUCUAAUUCUAAUUCUAGUUCUAAUUCUAAUUCUAGUUCAGAAUCAAAUUCUAAAUUAGCUAAUUCAAAUGAACUUGAUGAAGAUGAUGAUAAUCAAGAUAUUGAAGAACCUGAAGAUUUAAAUGUUGAUUUAAUUUUAAAUGUGAUUGUUAAUAAACAUUCAGCAUUAAUUAUGGAGAAAGUAUUUAAUCAAUUAACUUUAAGAUUUAAUAAAGAAUCUCAUCAUGAUCAAGAUCAAGUAUCUUACUUAAGUCCUCAACAAUUAUUAUUAAAAUUAUCUCCAACAAAAUCCACUAUCUUUUGUAUUAAUCCCUUAACCGGAUUCUUUUAUUUUAUUGAUCCUAGUCCUUUACAAGAUACUUUAACUAAGAAAAUCAAUUCUCCACCAAUGAUUGUUAAGAAUAAUUCAUUUAUUAGUGAAUCAGAUAUGGUUAAUAAUAUAAUUGAUAAUUUAAUUCAAUUAAGAUUAGAAGUAUUUAAUAAAGAAAUUAAUAAUAAAUUAUUAACUACUGAUUGGAUUAAUAAUGAUAUUAUUAAUUUAGGAGAAUAUGAAGUAUCUAAAUUAGGAAAUUUCUUAGUCGAUGGAUUAAAUUUUAAAAAGAAUAUUCAUAAUAUAAAAUUCUAUAGAAGAAAGAAUUGGCCAUCAAGUUGGAUUUUAAUUAGUUUAAUUAGUGGUAUAACUUCGACAUCUUAUUGGUGGGUGGCCCGAUUAAAAUCCAUAAGUGGAGAAUGGAAGAUUCAAUGGAUUCAAAAGCUUAAAUUUCAAUCGCAAACUAAUAAUAGUACUAAUAAUAUUACUAAUAAUAAUACCAAUCAUAUUGUGGAAGAAUCUAAUGAUAAUACUAACACUUCAAUAUUAAAUGAUGGAGUAGCACCAUCUCGAUUCAAUUAUGAAUUCUUUAGUAGUUUAUCUACAAUAUGUUCUAAUAUGAUCAUUGAUCAUAUGAUCUUGGAAGAAUUACAGGCAAGAAAGAUUAGAUUCUUAAAGACUGAUUCAAUUAAUCAUAUAUUACAAAAGUUUAAUAUUGAAGAAAUCCCUGAUAAAGAUGAUGAAAUUCAUCAUGAAUCUGAUCAAGAAGAUAAAGCUAAACCAUUAGUUUAUGAAUCAGUAAUUUUGAUAUAUAAUCAUAAUGAUUUACUCCCCAUCUAUAAUUCAUCCACUAGUUUAUUCUUAAAGAUUAAAUUAAUUAAUUCUAAUAAUGUCACCCAAAUGAAACUUAAAUUAUUUGGAAAUUUAAGAAACCUUUCUAUUAAGAAUUCUCCUGAAAGUUUCCUUCAAUUAAAUUUAAAAAUUGAUGAAGUUAAGAAUUAUUUUGAAAUCUAUGAUUUAAUAAAUCUUUCCAGUAGACUUAAUAGUAAUAAUAGUGAAAAUUCAGGAGAAAUUGAAACUAAGGAUGGAUUAUUAGAUCGAGUAUUUGAUAAUUUGAAUAAAUUAAAUAAAUUAAUUAAAAUUCUUGAUCAAUUAAAUAAGGGGAAAAUUAGAAUUAUUGAGAAUUCAGUUAAUGAUAUUACUAUUAAAUUACAUGAUAGUCUUGAUAAUUUAAUUAUAAAAUUACCAGAAAAAUCUCAUGAAGGUAUAAAAAUAUUAACUGAUCCAGAUUCUAAGCGAGAAAUUAAUCCUGAAUUUGGAUUAAUUUUAACUUAUUUGAAUCGAUAUUUAGCUUCCCAAAUUAACACUAAUGAAGAUUCUGAACCUUCAUCAGAAGAUGGAGCUUCAAUUAUUGGCAUUAUUGAAUGUAUAAAGGAAAUAGAGCCAAUCUUACAUUCAAUUCUGAGAAUUAGAGAGAAUGUCCUUAAACAUGAGAAUCUGAUCAAAUUAGCUAAUGGAUUAUCGAAAUUAAACUUUGAUGUAAAGAUUCCUAACGUAAAUACCAUUCAAUAUAUCUUUCAUUUAAAUUAUCUGACAGUUAAUUCUGCUAAAAAGAUAUUUAAAGAUAAAAUAGUUAUUAAUUUAACCUUUAAAAAGAAUAAAUUCGAUGUUAUCAAUAGGAAUUUGAUCAAAAUCUCACUUAAGGACAAUCUAAAUUCAAAAAAUAUAAAGUAUAAGAAAUUAUUUGAAUUAAUAUUUAAAUCAAUUAAUGAUUAUGAUUUAGAAAAUCAAAGUCCUCAAGAUCCUACUCAAAUUCAAACUCCUGCUUCAAUAAAUUCAGGUAAUAAUGAUGCUCAUGCUCGAUUAUUAAUUAAAUUAAAUUAUGAUUUCUUAGUUAGUUCAUCAGUAGUUGAAGAAUUAAUGGUAAGAAUUGGUAAUUGUUUUGUACAAUAUCUACAACUUGAACCUCAAACAAGAUGAUAAUUCAUUAGAUAUAUAAAUAUAAAUAUACAGAACAAAACUAA